AAACGAAUUUGACAGCGGGGCUCAGAAGAGGAGCGAGGGAGGACGCGGGGCGGGCACUGCCGCAGCCCUGCCCCCAGCCCUGCCCGCCGUGGGGCCGGGGCGGGCGCGGUUUGCUCGGCGGCGGCUGCUGCUGCUGUUACCGGUGGGGCUGCCCGAGCCUCCCCGAACUGAGCCGCCCCGGACCCCUCCAACUUUCCCGGGGAAGGAUGGCCUCCAAUUUCAACGACAUCGUGAAGCAGGGCUACGUGCGCAUCCGGAGCAGGCGGCUGGGGAUUUACCAGAGAUGCUGGUUAGUAUUCAAAAAAGCUUCAAGCAAGGGGCCAAAGAGGCUGGAGAAAUUCUCAGAUGAACGAGCUGCUUACUUCAGAUGCUAUCACAAGGUCACAGAGCUCAAUAAUGUGAAGAAUAUAUCACGAAUGCCAAAAACCACAAAGAAGCAUGCUGUUGGGAUUUAUUUUAACGAUGACACCUCUAAAACAUUUGCUUGUGAGUCAGAUUUUCUCGGCAUUUAUACAGAACUUGAGGCAGAUGAGUGGUGCAAGGUAUUGCAAAUGGAGUGCCUUGGGACACGAAUUAAUGACAUUAGCCUUGGAGAGCCUGACUUGUUGGCAUCAGGAGUGGAGAGGGAGCAGAAUGAGAGAUUCAAUGUGUAUUUGAUGCCAUCCCCUAACUUAGAUGUGCAUGGGGAAUGUACCUUGCAGAUAACAUUUGAGAAUAUCUGUCUUUGGGACAUCCAGAAUCCCAGAGUCAAACUCAUCUCUUGGCCAUUAAGUGCCCUCCGACGCUACGGGCGGGACCCUUCUUGGUUCACCUUUGAAGCAGGGAGGAUGUGCGACACAGGAGAAGGACUGUUCAUCUUUCAGACGCGAGAUGGGGAAGCAAUCUAUCAGAAGGUUCACUCGGCUGCUUUGGCCAUAGCAGAACAACACGAGCGCCUGCUACAGAGCGUGAAAAAUUCAAUGCUGCUUGAGUUAGACCUCCCCGCGGGGGCAGCGGUUCUCGCACAGGAGCAGGGCAGCACGAAGCUUCAGAUGAAGAUGAGCGAGCGAGCCGUGUCCCUCAGCACCAUGGUGCCCCUGCCCCGCAGUGCCUACUGGCAGCACAUCACGCGGCAGCACAGCACCGGCCAGCUCUACGGCCUGCAAGAUGUUUCUAGCCCCGUGAAGCUCCAUCGGACAGACACGUUUCCAGUCUACAGAUCAGACCAUCGAUGAAGGCUGCCAGGAACUUUUCAGACUCUGUCUUCUGACGAGCUGCCCCGGCAGAUGACACAGAUGAUGCAAAGCAAGGACAGAAACACUGACAAGUGCGGGUCGGAUGGAAAGUUACUGCGAUACAAAGGUGGUGUGUCUUUUGUUUGUUUGUUUUUCCUUUCGAACUUUGCCGAAAGUUAAAAUGAUUCUGUAGAGAUUGGGGGUGGGAACCAAACCAUCACACCCUGCAGUGUUUCUUUUGUAUCCUACAGCUGGACAGACAAGUCGCUCCCUAAAUAUUUCCAGCUGUUUUUGUAUGAUACCCAUGUUGUAAAUACGAGACUCUCCUGUUGUAGUGCGGUUUCAUCCCGUCUGUUACAGCCGUGUUCGCUGAUGUCAGCUGUCGUCCUUGUUUGUAAUGCUUAUCUUCAGUUCUUAACACGACUGUUCAGCAUAACCCCUGACCUUUGAGAUAGUGGCCAGUUUUAAGCAGCUAUUGGAUUCAAUUUUUUCCUGUUUCAGACCCGAUGGAGACUUGGUUUGUUUCUUUUAAAAGCACACUCUCUAUCUUCCGUUUCCUGUAUUUAUUUCCAUCCCUGUAAACGUUUGAAAUAAAAAUAAUUCCCAGUUAAUUUGUGGUGCAG
Molecule: messenger RNA, 1837 nt
Organism: Numida meleagris (helmeted guineafowl)
Lineage: Eukaryota; Metazoa; Chordata; Aves; Galliformes; Numididae
Gene: DOK5
Product: docking protein 5
Exons: 9
Coding region: 207-1214 (335 amino acids)
Biological process (GO): cell surface receptor protein tyrosine kinase signaling pathway; positive regulation of MAPK cascade
Cellular component (GO): cytoplasm
Source: RefSeq, a predicted model, not a curated record